AUGUACAAGCAUUCUGGCAACCUCUGCCUCUUGAAAUCGAUCAUGUCCACAACAACCAAGGACGCCAUGGUGCUCCGUCCAGACUCUUCAAGUGACUUCGCUUCCUUUCCCCGGGAGAUACGAGAUACUGUCUUCUCAUACGUCGCUUCUGCUGCGAGGGUUGACAUCGACUAUCACGACAAUUAUUAUCUACUUCCGUACGAGGGAGCCGACGACUUCGCCGAAUGUAUCGAACUGCUUCACGAAUGGGCGCCUAGAUCUUACAUCGCAAAAGGAGCAUGCGAAGAAAUUUGGUCCAGCGGAACCUUCAAUCAUGGCUGGUAUUUCGAAUCCGAAAUCGUGAUUGACCCACGCGCUACACUCUUCGUGAGGACAAUCCAAGGCAAAACCGUGCUCAAGAAGUCUGUAGGAACACCGAUCGAUUUGAGAAAGUGUGUACGGGAGAUUAGACUCUACACAAACCCCAACCCUUACGAUCUCGCCAACCCUUCAGAAAUUGACAAUGCGAGUUUGUUGAAGCUCAAGCAAGAACUCUCCCAGCUCGGUCAAUUUCCCCACCUGCGUCGAGUGCAGCUAGGAUUAUGGAUCCCUCAAACAUGCGACGCCUACUUUGAAGGCAUGACCAUUGUCGAGAGCAUCUCGGAUGCUUGUAAAGAGCUUAGAAAACGAAUCGGCGCUGGAUUGAACAUCAUUCUUCUCAGAGCUUGGCCAUACGAUAUCGGGAAGUUUGAAUAUAUGGAUGAUUACGACAUUAGUUGGAUGUGGGAUACGCCAACUCAGGGGCACAGAGAGCGUGUUCGGGAGGGUCUCGCUACAGCAGAUGAAAGGAUUGGGGUACUCAUCGCUGAUGGAGUCGAACAAAAAGGAGAGCGCACUUUACUGGAGGAAUUACGCGACGCUGGCUCCCUUUUACCGCAACUGAACGAAGAGAUUGUGAAGAUGGAGGUCUGGAAACGUUGGACAGGCAUUGACGAGUCUGAGUGGCUGCGGAUUAAGGAAAGGUGGGGGAGGAAUGGUGAUGACAUGUGA
Messenger RNA from Letharia lupina, 1029 nucleotides. RefSeq lists its product as uncharacterized. The coding region runs from base 1 to 1029 and encodes 342 amino acids. The record is from RefSeq and is a predicted model, not a curated record. The transcript has 2 exons. NCBI's taxonomy places the organism in Eukaryota, Fungi, Ascomycota, Lecanoromycetes, Lecanorales, Parmeliaceae.